CCUCGGUGCAUGGUCGCGGCGGGAGCGGAGGAGGGUGAGCCCGGCGGGGCGCGGGCCGGAGGCGGCGGUGAGAGCGGAGCCCCAGCGCGGAGGAGCCGCCUCUGCCCGGCAGAGGUAUUGCCAGGCAUCUGAAGUGGUUGACUAAGACCUAAGGAUUUGGAACAGUGGUGUGUGAUGUCAAACAGUGGGCAGUCCUUGUAGCCUCCCCCACCAGCCUUCAGUGUCAUGUGCCAGUAUGAAUAUUAAGAAAGAGAAGCAUACUUCAGAGCUCAGCAUCCCGGAAAGAAAAAAGAAGGAACUAAGCAGAGAGAGCAAAUGAUUGUACUGCUUGCAAAACUUGAGACUGUUCACUUUUUCUCCUGAGAAGCUUCAUCUUGGCCUUUGUGGUAGAGUCAAGAAAGCAGGCAGAGCAGCCACAGUGAUUUUCUUUUUCCCUUUUUAAUUUUUUUUCUCCCUUGUGUCUGGAUUUUAAGUGUGCUGCACUGAUCACAAGCACUGGACAUCAAUAUGUGUCAUGUCAUUGUAACGUGUCGGUCGAUGCUAUGGACUCUCCUGAGUAUUGUGGUGGCUUUUGCAGAGCUCAUUGCCUUCAUGAGUGCAGAUUGGCUGAUUGGCAAGGCAAAGCCUUCAAGCUCCGAGGAGGUGGACAACAGAACGGGGGGAUCGCAGGAGCCCUACCGACCAACGCUGGGCAUCUAUGGGCGCUGCACCAGGAUUUCCCACAUGCAGUUCUCUAGACGAGACACACUUUGUGGUCCUUACGCUGAAAACUUCAGUGAGAUUGCCAGUGGGUUCUGGCAGGCAACCGCUAUUUUCCUAGCCAUGGGAAUCAUGAUUCUCUGCACUGUGGCAUUUGUGUCUGUCUUUACUAUGUGUGUGCAGAGCAUUAUGAAGAAAAGCAUUUUUAACGUCUGUGGGCUGCUACAAGGGAUUGCAGGGCUCUUCCUUAUCUUAGGCUUGAUACUUUACCCUGCAGGUUGGGGAUGCCAGAAGGCGAUAAGCUAUUGUGGACCUUAUGCUUCUGCUUACAAACUAGGAGACUGCUCCUUGGGCUGGGCUUUCUACACAGCUAUCGGCGGCACUGUUCUGACGUUCAUCUGUGCGGUCUUCUCGGCACAAGCUGAAAUAGCCACAUCCAGUGACAAAGUGCAAGAAGAAAUAGAAGAAGGAAAAAACCUUAUCUGCCUCCUUUAACUCCAGUGGGGGAAAAUAACACCACCAUUGACUGGACAAGCAGAUCCAUUUACCUGUUUUUACCAUUUGUGUGAUUGAGCCCCAUGCAUUCCAGCCGUGAACUACUGAAAGGGUCUUUAUU
Messenger RNA from Pseudopodoces humilis (Tibetan ground-tit), 1315 nucleotides. It is a transcript of the gene LHFPL2, whose product is annotated as LHFPL tetraspan subfamily member 2. The record is from RefSeq and is a predicted model, not a curated record. Gene Ontology annotation, cellular component: membrane. NCBI's taxonomy places the organism in Eukaryota, Metazoa, Chordata, Aves, Passeriformes, Paridae.